CAAUUUGCAUUUUUCUAGUUAGAUUUGCAAAACGGAACGCAGCAACUGGAUAUUUUUUUCGUCGUGAAAUCUUUUAUACUUAGAAGUUUAUCAGAAAGCAUAUCAGCUUAGACAUGCAGUUAAACGUGGCGAAAUAUUUUUCACAGUUAUUUCUGUCGAAUUGUUGGACCUAUGUUUCUAUUAAAGUGAGAUUGACUAAAGUUUAGAUGGCAACACUGUAAAUUGGAUGCAGUAGGGAAGUUUCGUGUGAUUUUAGAAUAGGAAAGGAAUGUAAACGUAAAAUGAAUUUUCGUGAAGAAUAUUCUUUUUAAAUUAUUCCGAUGGCUAAAAAGUACGAGAAAGAGAAAUUAAUCGGAAUUGGAACGUUCGGGCAAGUUUGGUUGGUUAAAAGAAAAAAUACGGAUAAAAAAUACGUUAUGAAAGAGCUGAAAUUGAUUUCCAUGUCGCCUCAUGAUAAACAGCAAGCGUUGAACGAAAUAGAAAUUUUAUCCAAAUGUAAACACGUCAAUAUUAUUAGAUACAAGGAAGCCGUAAUCAAUCAGGAAUUUGGUCUUCUGGGGAUUGUCAUGGAAUAUGCCGAAGGAGGGGAUUUAUUUACAAGAAUUCAGAAGCAAAAAGGUUAUAAUUUUUCUGAAGAGACCAUUUGCCUAUGGUUUGUUCAGAUUUGUUUGGCUCUUCAGUAUAUCCAUGAUCACAACAUUCUACAUAGAGAUUUGAAGACCCAAAAUAUUCUUCUUACGGCAAAAGGUAGAAUUAAAGUCGGCGAUUUUGGAAUUGCUCGAAUUUUGGAGAAAAGAGCAGACAUGGCCACUACUGCCAUUGGAACUCCUUAUUAUCUCUCUCCAGAAAUUUGCCAGAUGAAACCAUAUAAUUAUAAGACUGAUAUUUGGUCUCUAGGUUGUGUUUUAUAUGAAUUAUGUUGUUUAGAACAUCCUUUUCAGGGUUAUAACUUCCAUCAAUUAGUAGUAUCUAUUUUGAAAGGAAAAUAUAAGCCAAUCCCAAGCGGCUAUAGUUGUCUGUUAAAUGAUCUAUUAGAAGUUAUGCUGAGAUUAGAUCCAGAAAAACGUCCAUCUACUGAUGAAAUUCUUGCUAUUCCAGCUCUUCAGACUCAUGUAUUUAAUUAUUUCUCAGAACAAGAAGACGGAAUCCUUUGUCAUCCAUAUGUACCAAAAAUGGAUAUGCAAUGGUUUAAUCCCAGAAAAUAUUAUGUGGAAUCAAAAAAAAUGGCUUUAAAGAGGAGAGCAUCUGUGAGUGUUUGCAAAGGAGAGAGUAAAUUAGAGAAUCAUCUGUGUCAAGAACAGUUGGUGAUAAAAUCUCCAAAGUACAUCGGCGAACCAUUUGAAUUUUGUCCUAAGCAUUCUUCCGAAAUAAAAAAUGAAAACUGGUCGAGAGCUACUUACGUUAUCAGUAGUGAUAAUAGUAAAUCUGUGUGUUUGAGUAGAGGUCGUUGUCCACAUUCGGUGAGAUGUCAGGAAUGUGUGUUAGAAACUCUUUGGAGUCAUCGAUUGAGAAAAAAUGCAAGUUGCAUAGAUAAUCUAAGAGAUUAUUUAGAUGCUACUUUCGGAAAGGAAGAAGUAGAUAAACUAAAAGAGAAAUUAAUCCACAAAUGGAAUGACGAAACCAUCUCUCUGCAUUUUCUCCUCCCAUCAUUAAGAAAAGAUCUUGUACACUAUAUUCCUUUACUAAUUCAGUUAGUACAGUUAGAAAAUUUUACAAAUCCAAUUUCUGAUUUUAAUCCUUUAUAUGUCUUUGCUUAUGAUUAUAUUUCAAAUUAUAAUCACCGCACUCCAUUGUACAUGACGAACAAUCCACCGUAUAUUAGCAAAGUACUUCGUCGCCACAAAUCCAGUUCGCCAAUGGCGGGAACUGGAUUUGGCAACGACUGUAACGGCAUGAUUUAG
Messenger RNA from Centruroides sculpturatus (bark scorpion), 1901 nucleotides. Its product is annotated as serine/threonine-protein kinase Nek5-like. The transcript has 11 exons. NCBI's taxonomy places the organism in Eukaryota, Metazoa, Arthropoda, Arachnida, Scorpiones, Buthidae. Gene Ontology annotation, biological process: protein phosphorylation. Bases 321 to 1901 code for a protein of 526 amino acids. The record is from RefSeq and is a predicted model, not a curated record. Gene Ontology annotation, molecular function: ATP binding; protein kinase activity.